AUGAGUCUUUUCAUCGAAUAUUCCAUUUACUUUGGUCCAACAAUGAAAAAUUUAACGUGGAUGAUAGUCAUAUUAAAUGUAUAUGCCACGGCUCAAAUUUAGGCACAUAUUAUUAUUUUUGUGUUCAUUGUAAACAAAUGUACCACAAAGAAUGUGUCGAGUCUCCUAUUAAAAUCACACACCCUUACCACCCUGAACAUUCUCUCCAACUCUACUAUCUUGAAACCUACAGAUAUGAAUGUUUCUGUUGUGGAAAAAGAUGAUUUCAUGUACUCCCCACACAUCAUCAAGAUAUCACGUCACCACCAUCGUCUCUCCUACACUUCUUCUCUUCAAUCAAGAGAGUGGUCUUGUGGAGUUUGUCGUCAAUGUAUUGACGGUGGUUAUGGUGCAUAUACUUGUGACAAGUGUAGUGAUUAUGUUGUUCGUUCAAGAUGUGCUCUAGGAAAAAAUGUGUGUGAUGGAGAAGAACUUGAAGGUGUACCAGAAGAUGAUGACAUAACACAAGAUGAAAGGCUGUUUAUUGUGAUAUCAGAAGGAGUGAUACUUCAUUUUCUUCAUGGCCAUCAUCUCCGACUCGAGAUCAGCAUGCUCUAUGACGAAAAUAAGCUUUGUCAGGCAUGUGUUCUGCCUAUCUUUGAGGACCAAAAUGCAUAUCCCAUAUGUCACAUAUGCAAAGAAGCAUGUUUAAAACAAUUAAAUUGCAUCACAUGCAAUUUUAUUGUAUGUUUCAAGUGCUGCGCUACUAUACCAUACAAAGCAAUGUAUAAACAUGACAGACAUUUUCUCAAGAUUUUAUGUGGGGAAGAAGUAUGUGAGAAAGUUUGGUGUGAGAUCUGUGAACGUGAUUUAAGUGAUACAAAUACAAAGGUGUUCUAUUGGUGCGACGAGUGUUGCACCACAGUUCAUAUUGAAUGCUUAUUUGGUAAAGAUUCAUAUAUGAAACCCGGUCAAUUUUUAAAGCCUGACUUUAAGGGGAAAAAGACUUACCUUCUACCCAAAAGUAAUAUUUCUCAACCAUUAUGCAAUUAUUGCAAGAACCCUUAUAUAAACAAAGUAUUCAAGAUUGGCUCCUACCAGGGCCGGCCCAGAGCAUAG
This is a messenger RNA of Eutrema salsugineum, 1098 nucleotides long. RefSeq lists its product as uncharacterized. The transcript has 4 exons. Lineage: Eukaryota; Viridiplantae; Streptophyta; Magnoliopsida; Brassicales; Brassicaceae. The record is from RefSeq and is a predicted model, not a curated record.